GAGAAACAUGGCCGCGUCCACGGGGGCUGCGGAUGCCGCUGCCUCAGACUCCACGGGUCCAGCUUCCUCGGUUCCGAGCAUGGGCAGUCCAACUAUCCAGUACAGUCUGGUUCUGGAGCACCUGGUCGGGGAGAAGCGGCCCAUUAAAGAGCUGAGCCCCGGAGUUAUGGGGGGUCUGCCGGUGCCUCCGAAAAGCGACGAGCAGAAGAUGAUCGAGAGGGGAAUGGAGAGCUGCGCCUUCAAGUCGGUGCUGGCCUGUGUGGGAGGGUUUGUCCUCGGAGGAGCUUUUGGCGUGUUCACGGCCGGUAUCGACACCAAUGUCGGCUUCGACCCCAAAGACCCGCUGAGGACCCCCACGGCCCGAGAAGUUCUGAAAGACAUGGGCCAGAGGGGCAUGUCGUACGCCAAGAACUUUGCUAUUGUGGGCGCCAUGUUUUCCUGCACCGAGUGCAUCAUUGAAUCUCACAGAGGAAAAUCUGACUGGAAGAACGCGGUGUACAGUGGCUGUGUGACAGGAGGAGCCAUAGGCUUUCGCGCCGGUCUCAAAGCCGGAGUCCUCGGAUGUGGUGGAUUUGCUGCGUUCUCUGCCGCCAUCGAAUAUUACUUGCGAUGAGGUGAGAGGCUUUACGGACAAGAACUUGCUUCCUAUGAGGAGUCACUGCGAGGAAGCCGGGGCACAGAGAGGAGCGUCGAUGAACGUUGGCUUCAGGGACUCUGCUGGGACCUGAACAUCGUUUGUGGGGGAUGUUCCUGCGUCCCCAGUCACAGAAUCUCGUGAGCAGAGAAACGUCGGCGCCCGGGUCCUGAUGCCAAGAAACCGCUGUUUGGUUACAAGCUCGUUCUAUAAAUUGACAAUGGUGUAAUUAAGUAGGAUUAUUUAUACUAAAGUUGUUUUGUUUUUUAUAGCAGUUCGAUCACCCAGUAAUUUUAACAAUCAGAAGUAUUGUAUUUAAAAUUUUCCUGACUUUGGGAAUUUUCUAAAACAUGUCUCUUUCUUUGUCAGUCAGUGUGUACAGUAUGACGGUACUUUGGGUUGUUGUCAGUAUCAUUGUGCUCCCGAUUAUGAAUUGAAUUAAAGGAGAUCAGAGAUG
Poeciliopsis prolifica (blackstripe livebearer) is the source of this 1091-nucleotide messenger RNA. It is a transcript of the gene timm22, whose product is annotated as translocase of inner mitochondrial membrane 22 homolog (yeast). Gene Ontology annotation, biological process: protein insertion into mitochondrial inner membrane. Gene Ontology annotation, cellular component: TIM22 mitochondrial import inner membrane insertion complex. The transcript has 4 exons. Gene Ontology annotation, molecular function: transmembrane protein transporter activity. The coding region runs from base 8 to 613 and encodes 201 amino acids. Lineage: Eukaryota; Metazoa; Chordata; Actinopteri; Cyprinodontiformes; Poeciliidae. The record is from RefSeq and is a predicted model, not a curated record.